AGGCUGGGCCGGUGGGAGAGGGAGGCGAGCCGACCGCUGGGCUGCUGGGCUCCCGCGCCCUCGCGCUCCCCGCCGCCAGCCCAGGCGCAGGCAGGGCGCAGGCGGCGGCGGGCGGCAUGGAGAGCCUGCUGGAGAAUCCGGUGCGCGCCGUGCUCUACCUCAAGGAGCUCACGGCCAUCGUGCAGAACCAGCAGAGCCUCAUCCACACCCAGCGAGAGCGUAUCGACGAGCUGGAGCGGCGGCUGGACGAGCUGAGCGCUGAGAACCGCAGCCUGUGGGAGCACCAGCAGCUGCUGCAAGCCCAGCCUCCGCCCGGGCUCGUCCCCCCGUCAUCGGCCCCGCUGCCGGCCGCUCCGGCCACCGCUCCUGCCGCCGCCGCCAGGGCCCAGGAACCUCUCCAGGACCAGGGACAGCGCUCAGCAGCCGCGCCGCAUCCCGCGCCCGAUCGGCCGCCGCGUCAGCACCACGGACAGCUCCUGGAGCAGCCCCAGCGGGGCCCUGGCAGCAGGGCUCACACACCCCAGUCGCCCCACAAGCAUCUGGGGACACAAGGGGCCGUGACUGACAAGGAGAAGGAGCGUCCCCCGAGUUGCUGCGCUGCUGCCGGAGCCCUCCUUCAGCACAAAUCCCCCUCCGCCCUCGGCAAGGGCGUCCUGAGCAGGAGACCUGAGAAUGAGACCGUGCUGCACCAGUUCUGCUGCCCAGCCGCCGACGCCUGCUCCGACCUGGCCUCCCAAAGUGAUGGCUCCUGCACCCAGGCCGGUGGGGGCAUGGAGGACUCCGUGGUGGCAGCGGCGGCGGUGGCAGCCGGCAGACCCAGUGCCCAUGCCCCGAAGGCUCAAGCCCAGGAGCUGCAGGAGGAGGAGGAGCGGCCGGGGGCAGGGGCUGCCUCCCCAAGGGCUGGCCCCCAGCACAAGGCCUCCCCCGGCCGGCAGCAGCCUGCCCUGGCGACGGCGCUGUGCCCCCACGCCCCUGCCGCCUCCGAUUACGAACUCUCCCUUGACCUAAAGAAUAAACAGAUUGAAAUGCUAGAACAUAAGUACGGCGGUCACCUGGUGUCCCGGCGCGCCGCUUGCACCAUCCAAACCGCCUUCCGCCAAUACCAGCUCAGCAAGAACUUCGAGAAAAUCCGCAACUCGCUUCUGGAGAGCCGCCUGCCACGGCGGAUCUCCCUGCGCAAGGUGCGGUCACCCACGGCCGAGAGCCUGGCGGCCGAGAAAGCGCUCAUGGAGGGCUACGGCCUCGUGGGGCUGCCGCUGGUGCGCUCGCCCUCCCUGCCGCCCACCUUCGCAGGCACCCUCACCGAGCUGGAGGACUCCUUCACCGAGCAGGUGCAAUCCCUGGCCAAGUCCAUCGACGACGCGCUCAGCACGUGGAGCCUCAAGACCAUGUGCUCCCUGCGGGAGAGUGGCGCUUACCAGCUCCACCAGGCCCUGCAGGCGGCCGCGGGGCCCCCAGGCCUGGAGGCCGAGGGGCGGGCGCCGGAGAGCGCGGGCCCCGGGCCCGGGGAUGACGCCGCGGAGACCCCCGGCCUGCCCCCGGCCCACAGCGGGACCCUCAUGAUGGCUUUCCGGGACGUCACGGUGCAGAUCGCCAACCAGAACAUAUCCGUCUCCUCCUCCACGGCUCUGUCGGUGGCCAACUGCCUGGGCGCUCAGACGGUCCAGGCCCCCGCAGAGCCCGCGGCGGGCAAGGCCGAGCAGGGCGAGACCUCUGGGCGGGAGGCCCCGGAAGCCCCCGCCGUGGGCCGGGAGGACGCGUCAGCCGAGGACUCAUGCGCAGAGGCUGCGGCUAGUGGGGCGGCGGAUGGGGCCACAGCCCCCAAAACAGAGGAGGAAGAGGAGGAGGAGGAGACGGCGGAGGUGGGGAGAGGGGCCGAGGCCGAGGCAGGCGACUUGGAGCAGCUGAGCAGCAGCAGCACGUCCACCAAGUCCGCCAAGUCAGGCUCGGAGGCGUCGGCCUCCGCCUCCAAGGACGCCCUGCAGGCCAUGAUCCUGAGCCUGCCGCGCUACCACUGCGAGAACCCAGCCAGCUGCAAGUCGCCCACGCUCUCCACCGACACCCUGCGCAAGCGGCUCUACCGCAUCGGCCUCAACCUCUUCAACAUAAACCCCGACAAGGGCAUCCAGUUCCUGAUCUCACGCGGCUUCAUCCCGGACACCCCCAUCGGUGUGGCCCAUUUCCUCCUCCAGCGAAAGGGCCUCAGCCGCCAGAUGAUUGGAGAGUUCCUGGGCAACAGCAAGAAGCAGUUCAACCGCGACGUGCUGGACUGCGUGGUGGACGAGAUGGACUUCUCCAGCAUGGAGCUGGACGAGGCCCUGCGCAAGUUCCAGGCACACAUCCGUGUGCAGGGGGAGGCUCAGAAGGUGGAGCGGCUCAUUGAGGCCUUCAGCCAGCGCUACUGCAUGUGCAACCCCGAAGUGGUUCAGCAGUUCCACAACCCCGACACCAUCUUCAUCCUCGCCUUCGCCAUCAUCCUCCUCAACACCGACAUGUACAGCCCCAACAUCAAGCCUGACCGGAAGAUGAUGCUGGAGGACUUCAUCCGAAACCUUCGAGGUGUGGACGAUGGCGCUGACAUCCCCAGGGAGCUGGUGGUAGGCAUCUAUGAGAGGAUACAGCAGAAGGAGCUCAAGUCCAAUGAGGACCACGUCACGUACGUCACCAAGGUGGAGAAGUCCAUUGUGGGCAUGAAGACAGUGCUGUCCGUGCCCCACCGCCGCCUGGUGUGCUGCAGCCGGCUCUUCGAGGUGACGGAUGUGAACAAGCUGCAGAAGCAGGCAGCGCAUCAGAGGGAGGUGUUCCUCUUCAAUGACCUGCUGGUGAUUCUCAAACUUUGCCCGAAGAAGAAGAGCUCCUCCACGUACACCUUUUGCAAGUCAGUUGGCCUGCUGGGCAUGCAGUUCCAGCUCUUUGAGAACGAGUAUUACUCUCAUGGCAUCACACUGGUGACCCCGCUCUCGGGCUCCGAGAAGAAGCAGGUGCUGCAUUUCUGUGCCCUGGGCUCGGACGAGAUGCAGAAGUUCGUGGAGGACCUGAAGGAGUCCAUUGCUGAGGUGACGGAGCUGGAGCAGAUCCGAAUAGAGUGGGAGCUGGAGAAGCAGCAGGGAACAAAGACACUCUCCUUCAAGCCCUGCGGAGCCCAGGGGGACCCACAGUCAAAGCAAGGAUCGCCGACAGCCAAAAGGGAAGCCGCGCUCAGGGAGAGGCCGGCGGAGAGCACGGUGGAGGUGUCAAUUCACAACAGGCUUCAAACGUCCCAGCACAACUCCGGGCUGGGGGCCGAGAGGGGAGCGCCGGUGCCGCCGCCAGACCUGCAGCCUAGCCCCCCGAGACAGCAGACCCCACCACUGCCGCCGCCGCCACCCACGCCCCCGGGCACCCUGGUGCAGUGCCAGCAAAUUGUCAAGGUCAUUGUCCUGGACAAGCCCUGCCUGGCCCGCAUGGAGCCCCUGCUGAGCCAGGCUCUCUCCUGCUACACCUCGUCGUCCUCUGACUCCUGCGGCUCCACACCCCUGGGCGGUCCCGGCUCUCCGGUCAAGGUCACCCACCAGCCUCCGCUGCCCCCGCCCCCACCCCCCUACAACCACCCUCACCAGUUCUGUCCCCCAGGCUCCCUGCUGCACGGGCACCGCUACUCCAGUGGCUCAAGGAGCCUGGUGUAGACUCUGCCCCACCACCCUGCUGUCCUGGGAGGGCUGGCCACUGGGGGGCCUGGGCUGCCCCUCCACUGCUCCCCAUACCCUGGCACGAUGCGUUCCUGGUCACUGAUCACCAUCAUUUUGGGAAGAGAAUCCCAAUCCCUGGCACCUGGGUUUGCCUCAUCCAACCAUCCUUCCCUUUCUCAGCUGCACCCCCUCUGCAGAUCUGAAGACACACCUCACUCUCCCAGGGCCCUACACAGCCAGACCCGGCGAGGCCUCCUCUUCCCCUGGCCACCACUUUCCCCCAUUGGACCAUGGACUGAAGAAAACGAGCUGAGGGUCUAACGAGCUUGCAGGCUUUGAGUCUGUUAGUGCCCGGGGCCUCGGGCCUUGGGCAGCAGCAUGAGGCUGGGCCGGCCGGCAGUGGAGCACUAGACAGAGUGGCUGGCUCGCAGCCCAGAACUAGUGCCUCUGUAGCUGCACUGAGGGGAGGAGGGUUGGUCCCACCCCUGGAGGGACAGGUGGGAGGAGUGAGGAGGGGGCUUUUUCUGCCACCCCCGCCCCCAAGCCUGAAACUCUCAGGAGUCUACUUCUUGGUCCCCAGGGACAUUGGCUGUCCUGACCAUGUCCUUCCCCCUCCUCCCAGGGCCUCUGCUUCCUCAGGAGCUGCCCAGACUCCAGAAAAGCCUGGAAAAAGGGAGGCGGGAAGGGGAGCACUUUCGGCUUUCUAUAGGUCAGUCCAGCAGGGCCACGGGAUCGCGAGGUCAUGUAUCUGCAAAAUGCACCUUUUUAAAGAGUGUCUUAGUUCCCCAGCCCCAGCUAAUACCCGGCCAAUGCCGUGUACGCACCGGCAUGUGCACGCAAACACGCAUGAGAACCAGGCCAUUCCUUCCGCUGUGGAAGCAGAACUGGAGACGGGGCAGGAAUGUGCCCAGCAGAGAUGGGGCUCAGCCCGAGGCAGGGCUCCCUCCUGCAUGAGGCUCGGCCCGAGGCAGGGCUCCCUCCUGCAUGAGUCUGUGGCCUCCAGGAGGGACUUGGGUGCAGAUGUAAGCAAGAAAAACCGGGGCUCCAGAGGCAUGUGCAUUUCCCCUGCGCCCCUCAGCCUUUAAAUAUUCCCUCCUCCUAGAAGGUUCUAGACCCCCCCCUUCCAGCAGGGGUGCCCAAGAGUCCCUGGACCCUCAAAAUUGCAAAGGAGACCCAAGCGGGGCUCGCUGACCUCCCAGGGCCCAGCAAGAUGGGAUAGCCAGCCUUAGGUGGCCCCACGAGCCCAAGCCUGGGGAAGGGCCCCUCCCCAGCCAGACGAGAGGCAGCCACCCCAGAGACCACAGGAGCCGUACCAUGGCCUGCGCAGUCAGGCCCUAUCAGGAUGUGUCUGUCCCAAGCCUGGCCAGGCUCCAGUCCUGUGCCAGUAGCUCACUGCUGUCCUAUGUGCAGGUCCCCCAACACUUGGAGCCUGUGGUUAAGGCCUCCUGGGAGAGGCAGUGAGCAUGAGUCAAAGGUGACAUGGACUUGAAUCUCCCCACCCCGCCCCGCCUGCAGUAGCCGGGCCAGGUAGGAGGCAAGGAUCAUUCCCUGCUCCCAGAGGUUCCAGAUGACCUAGUUUCGUUUUGUGUGUGUGUGUGUGUGGUCACCCAGACGUCACUGUGAUAUCACCUAGUGAAUCUAUUUCUGGCCCUGUCUUCGUCGGCCCAGUUUCUGUAACUUGCAGCCAAUUUGCCCUCUCCCCUGUGGCUGCCAGCCCAUCUGCCCCUCUGUGUCCUUGCUGCCCUGGCCCUCCUCUGUUUUCUGUAACAGAUGCUCCAGUCAUUGCCUUUCAGAGUGGAGCAGAUGACAGAUGGGGUGCACGCAUUCAGACACCUCUGAUGCCCUUAGCCAGGGCAGGGAUCGUCCUUAAAGUGAAGGCCUGGACAGGAGGAGUCAGGGACUUGGGAGGAGGUGGAGCUGUGGGGAUGGGAGUGGAGGAAUCAAAAUGAGGGAAGCUGAAAAUAGAAUGAAAACGAUGACUAAGAGGCAGGGAGUGCGAGGUAUGGGGGAAUAGGAACUAUGAGCUAAAUAUACUUAUGGGGUGGGGGCCGUGGGGGCCAGGGACACUCUCCCAGACAGCCCUGACCCGCCAGGCAGGACCCCGUCCCCUGCUCACACAGCUCUUCAAACUUACCAAGGACAGGCAGGACCCCGUCCCCUGCUCACACAGCUCUUCAAGCUUACCAAGGACAGGCAGAACCCCGUCCCCUGCUCACACAGCUCUUCAAGCUUACCAAGGACAGGCAGGACCCCGUCCCCUGCUCACACAGCUCUUCAAACUUACCAAGUGCCCUCUCCCCUGUUGAGGGCACAGCAACCCCAGGCCCUCCCUCCCACCUCAGCUGAAGCCCCAAUCUUCCAAAUCGGAACCAGCAAGUCUUAGGGCUGGCACGCAUCUGGGCCUCUAGCUGAGAACCCGGACUCUCAGGCACCUCAGUGCCCCUGCCCCAGGGCAGAGGCCCACCCCGUGGGUUGGUGCAGUGGCUGCCCUGGGCUCCACGGGCAGCACAGGGAGUCUGUCCAGGAAGCAGCCCAGCCGGGGUCAGUAUUCCGUGGAGCCAGUCCUGAGCUGGGAGGGGCAUUUAACACCCCUGAGGGCCUGGGGCAGGACACAGCUGGCCCUCCUCAUUGUCAGGGGAAGCAAGUGCCCAACAUCUGUAACCUCCCUUCCCUGCUCAGUCCCCAGGCCAAGGUUGGGACCCCUCUCCAUCCCUGUCCCCAGAGCCUAGACCUCAGGGACCUAGGAAAAGCCUCCUGCUCCCUCCCCACGGCAGCAGACAGGGCAGGGCCUCCAGCCCCCAGAGGGCCGGUGGGGGGUGCUCUCGGGCCUUCCUGCUCUCCUAAGGUUGCGGGGACAGUAGAGUGCUGAGCCCCAGACCCAGUCACCCCAAGAUGGCCCCACUCUAUCCACUCUCUAGACCUUUGGGAAAUCUGGGUCCCUCUCCUGAUUUGAUCCAUUCGGCCCCAACUCCAGAGUCGGGAAUGGGAGAUGAAACUAGUUUUCCACCCACUUUUGGACAAGUCCCACCCCUAGAUCUGAAGCAAGCUCUACCAGCAGCGUGUCCUGGAAGCCUGCCUGCCUGCCUGCCCGUCUGCACAGGUGUCUUGAUCCAGCCCUGCGUCUUCGAGCCCCUGUGCCACCGGUCCCCACGGCCCGCCAGGAGUCUCUUUGUACCCACUAGGCUUCCCUGAUGACCAUCUGUCUGUCCGUCCCUGUUUUUGCUGUACAUAACUCCUGCUGCACCCUCUCCCCGCACACCCGUCACCCAUGAGAGAGAGAAACCUCUCUAGGGAAAGGCAGGGUGGCUGCACCCAGCAACUAAUCCAAAUGGCAAAUAUUUUGUAACAAAAUAGCCCAGAGGUAUUUUAUCUGUUCAAUUCAUAGAGUUUUAGAGAUUAUAUUGAAAGAUGUCACUUGA
Homo sapiens (human) is the source of this 7087-nucleotide messenger RNA. It is a transcript of the gene IQSEC3, whose product is annotated as IQ motif and Sec7 domain ArfGEF 3. NCBI's taxonomy places the organism in Eukaryota, Metazoa, Chordata, Mammalia, Primates, Hominidae. Bases 117 to 3665 code for a protein of 1182 amino acids. The transcript is spliced from 14 exons. Gene Ontology annotation, cellular component: cytoplasm; postsynaptic membrane; postsynaptic specialization of symmetric synapse. Gene Ontology annotation, biological process: regulation of ARF protein signal transduction. Gene Ontology annotation, molecular function: guanyl-nucleotide exchange factor activity. The record is from RefSeq and is marked validated.